Molecule: messenger RNA, 890 nt
Organism: Styela clava
Lineage: Eukaryota; Metazoa; Chordata; Ascidiacea; Stolidobranchia; Styelidae
Source: RefSeq, a predicted model, not a curated record
AUCUUUUAUACAUCGCGUAUAAUUGAUACUGCUUUUGAAGAAGUAUUACCCCAAAACACGAGAAAACACAGUAGUGUUUUAUACUUACAAAACAGAGUUGGAGACGCUUUGCACAGAGUAGAGAUACUUUGCCGCAAUGGCCAGAGGUUUUGACGGGAAUAUACAAUCAGAGAAACCGAAACGAAAAAGGAAAUUGUUGCCUCAUUCAGAUGACAACGUGACUGUCGCAAGGAAAGUCAGAAAAAUCACAUUAGAUGAAUCUUCAAAAAAUAUUGAAGUUGAAGAUGCAGCACCCGUACAUAGAACUUGCAUAAUAUGUGGCUUACGAGAAGCAAGGGCUUCCUUCGUAUGCUGCUUCCCUAUGCCUGUAUUAUGCCUCGAAUGUGAAAUGGACAUUGAAUACUGCCCUAACUGUAGACUUAAUUUUACACACCAACACAGAAGAUGACGUUCGCUUAAUGUCAGUGAUAUUAUCUCAAAACACCUACAUGAUCCGUUGGCACACUUGAAUGGAGUACUUCAAAAGCAUUUUUUCUGAAUGUGAACAAGUUACUGUGUCGUUCUGCAUCACAAUAAGUUAUGAAGAAUAUCUGGUCAUACGGCAGGCGAUAUCAUAAUAAAAAAUAUAAAAAGGCGAUAGUUAUAAAAAGCUCGAAAAGAUUUAUUUCAUUCAUAUUUUUGGUUGAAUAUUUCGUUAUCUCAAAACAAAUAUUGAAUAUUUUAGUGUAUUAUAAAAUACUCAGGAACGGAACCGCUGGCGGUCGUCACUGAUGGGAUAGGUGGAACACAGGUAUUAAACCAUUCAUCCUGUUUCAUUGCAGUUCGUUUCCAUAGUUCAACGUCAACGACGAAAAAUGUUGCACACAGAUGCAUUGGACAAUCAAAUUGAU